GUCCCAUAACCAUAGGUAUAUUGAUCGGACACUUAUCAUAGCAGCUUAUGUUCAAAUAUUGCUCGCUUGUAGGAAAUAGCAUUACAAGUACAGCGAGAUGAAGAAAAGCGAAUGAGAUAUUUAGAAUACAAGAGACAACAAAGGUUAGCAAAGGAUGAAGAGGAACACAGGAGACUUCUGAGGAUCAUGAAAGAGCUGGAGGAAGCUGAACUCGGUACUGAACUCGGUAAGUUUAGGAAUUCUUAGAACAAGAGGCUUACUAUGCCUGAUACGUUCCUGAAUGUGUCUAAUGCGAUAUGUAUACACAAAAGGAUCAUCUAUCAAGACGAACUACAGGUACACGCAGAUAGAGAUCAUCUUGGUGGAUGAUCCGUCUGUUUAUCACGUUGAAGACCAUGCUAGGCAAACUAUCUUUGUCCAAGUAUGGCUACAAAUGAAUAAAUUUUUCCAUUAUUGGCAUCACCAUUCCCACCCUCGCCAUCACUAUAUACUCCACCAUCACCAACAUGUUCAUCACCACGACCAUCAUAACCAUCAUCAUCACCAUCAUCACCACCACCAUCAUCAUACCAUCGUCAUAAUUAUAAUCAGUAUAACUGUCUCUUCAAUUUAAGACGACCCAGGUGAUGACGUAAGUCCCACUGGUGAUGUCAUCGCGUUACCACAAAACAAUGACAUCAUAGUUCUUGCGGAUGGUACGGCAAUUGAUGCGAGACAUAACGAGAUACAGACUGAAGAACAGAAACGAGAAAACAUGAAAAGACGAGAUGAAGUAAGGGAGGAUUGAGUUAGGUAGUCUGCGUAGCUGGCGGUCCCUAAUUUUCACUGUUCGCGCCCCAACCCCAACCCCAACGCAGGCUAUGAGUUAGGUUUUAGCAAGCGUUACAGAACACGGUAUGGUGGGCAACUUUUGAAGUGUUGGCUCUUAACUAUUUAUACCACCAAAUAAAAGACUACUGCAUAUAAUGAAAAUAACUGCAUGUCAGUUGAUCACAAUAUACUGCACGAUAGUGUUAGUGAAAGUGAAACCAGCCUAUUUAAGAUAUAGUGUUAUACAGAAUGAAGUAUUCUAGAUCCUAAAGUUUGAUUUGCUUAAAACAGCAUUACCCUCCAACCAUCAGAAGAAAAUCGCAGCAAAAAUUGCAAGUGUAAGCGAGCGUUAAAACAGACAUCUCUCUAAGACAGGCGUAUCUCUAAGACAAACAUCUCUCGACAGACAUCGCUCUAAGACAAACAUCUCUCUAAUAAUACGGAAGCUUUCAAGUGCAUACAUCUCUCUAGUACGGACAACGACGUAUCUCUAAGAUAGACAUCACUCUAAGACAGGCAUCUCUAAAAAAUUCUCUAAUACAGAUACCUCUAUUACGGACACCUCCAUGUUGUGAUCACCUUAACCUCUUUAUCACGGAUAUACUCUUAAAAGAUUCUCAUCGCAGUGGCCUCUAAACGGGUUUUUUGCUCUGUUCCUUCGGAUACUAGACUAGAUUUGCUCCAGGUCUCGCUCGAAUUGACUUCAUUUGUGAUAGCGUGUUCAAUCACGGAACUUAUCUCAUAAUAACUGAAGAGAGCCAUUUAAAAUGAAACUUUAUUUCAUAACAGACUGGAUAGACUCUAUCAAAAUGAACUUGGAGCAUGUCUGUUACUAGACAGGAUGUAAUUUGUGUUUUUAUGGUAUUUUAAAGGAAUUGGCCAAACUUCUCCAACAACAAGAGGAUGAUGUAAGUAUAUAAUUUCUAUUCAUGUGUGUUACAUUUUGUGCUGACAGUUUCAACGCUUUUUACUGUUCAUUGUUUUUUUUAACAGCAAAUUGAAAAGAAACGAACUAUGCACGAGGAUUAUCGCAAAGCCAUAGAAAUGCAAGACAGAGUAAGUUUGGCCUCUAUUUUAAGUUUGGCCUCUGGCUCUGUCGAACCAUAGCCUAUCGAAGGGAAGAUGGCUGUGAAACUCAUCAGAAUAACAAUAUAACUCAGUCAUUAUCUGCAUGUGUUAGUCAACUAAACAAUAGCAAUGUUUAGGAAAGUUACCUAUCCGUGACUUGAACUAUAGGGAGAUUGGAAAUUGCUGUUGGUGGAUUUGACAAAAAUACAAUACACACGUGACGGUGAAGGACCAUAUUUAUGAAUAAACGUUGACUAACAUGGAUGAGUUGUAUUGGUAUUCUAAUGAGUUUCACAGCCAUCUUCCCUUCGAUAGACUAUGAUCGAACGAGAUGCCCCCAAAAUCCAAAAUAUCGAUAUUUAUCCAUAUACUUUCCACUGGCAUUACGCAUUACACAUACAUAAAUGUGUGGUUAAUGCUUAAUAUGGUUUCUAAAAUUUACCUGUAUAACCAGACAUCUACAUUUUUUGCCUCUCACAGAGGUGAAAGUUACGGACACUAGCGAAUGUAUCACCAACACACUAAAUUUGUUUUCCCAGGAGAUCGCGAAGCAUCUUCAACGACAAGAAAAGGCCAAGGCAGAAAGACGACGAGAAAAACAGUUGAGACGUGUACAAAAUUUGGCCGAGAGAGACGAGGUGAGAUACUGUAUAUUAGUAUACGGUAGACCUAGAAAAAACCUGUAUUAAAAUCUGCACGUUAAGUGGUGGACUAUAUUCAGUGCACUAUAUUAUAAGUAGUGGACUAUAUAUUCAUUAAGGUUACUUAAUAUGCGAGAGUUCAUAUCUUCACUUCACCCAAUGUCAGGAAACUUUUAACAACAGAUCUUCGCUGGAAAUUUUCUUACAUCACGCAGGAAAUUUUGUCAUCUUAUAUAAUUUGCUAAAGCCUGGUUUCCAUAUGUUCGUAAUGGUCGUAAAAAUAGAGUCACGAUCUUUCUCAACGGCCAGUUUAUUUAACAAUUAUUCGCCGAAGGCGAGGUGAUUAUCGGUGAAUAAAAACCGAGACGAAGUCGAGGUUUUUAUUCACGAUAAUCACCGAGCCUGAGGUGAAUAAUUGUUUUAGUAUAAUUUCAUAGGUGAUUAUAUGGAAAAAAAAUAAAAAAUACACAUUUCUUCGUCAUUUAAUUGACAAAAAGGCUUCGGCCGCCAUUUUGAAAAUCCCUUAGGUGAUUAUCGCGUAAUAAUCACCUCAACGGCAACCAAUCAGCGUGGAGAACUUUCAAUAAUCACCUAUGUAAUUAUACUAAAAACGUUUAUACCUGUAAACCACAUAUAAAUCGUAAGUAUUCUCUAGUUCUAAUAACUCCGCGUAUUUUCAGUUCUAAAAUGUUGUAUUCGGCUGAUGAGAAAGAUCAAUCGCGACUCAAUCUUUACGACCGUUACGAGCAUACGGAAAGCAGACUUUAUUGUUAAAAUUCAAAAAUCGUUUUGCAAGUCGAGAUUGCCUUCUGCCUCACGCGUCUUUAUCACAAUGUCCAGCAUGAUACUCCGGGGUCUGCCUAUGCUGAAAGUUUUAUAUUUGACUUGCACAGGAAAUUUUUAUUUUUGGAUUUUGCUGCCAAGAAGAUAAAUAUAUUUUCUAUGCCAGUCUCCUCCAAUUUUUGUGGAUUUUGUAGUUCAACGGGUAAAUCGGUGGACUAUACCGGUAGAUUUCUGAAAGAUGAGAGUAUAGCUAGUCGUAUGUAUCUCCACGAAAGAAUUUGUAUGUUUGAUGUUACUACAAACUGCAGUCAUCUUGCAUCAUCUAUUAUAUUUAAGUAAUCACGAACAAUAGAUUAUUUAUCACGAUUUAAUUUAGCAUUAUCAAUCAGCCAUUAUUGAUCAUGGUCAAAACCAUUAUUGAUCAUGAUCAGCUAUAAUUAAUCAUUUUGUAUGUAUCACGUGCACCAACAAUCAUCAUCAACCGUCAUUCAUCAUCAUCAUCAUCAACUAUCUUCAAGCAUCAUCAUAUGUCAUCUGACUCAGUCAGCUUCCGAAAUUAGAAGUGGUCCUGCGGGUCGCAAUGUGAAAAGUUGAAUCUGAUAGUUCGUUAGUAAUUGAUUUUUUCUAUAUACGUAUAUAGUGUAUUUGUCUAACAUUUAGGAUCGCAGUAAUUGGCGCAAGCUGUUGCGAUUGCCCUGCCAGUUUUUGUGUUAACGUCGUUUCAAUCUGGCAAAGUUUAUAAAUUAAAUUAAAUAUAGCAUAUAUAGCAUCAUCUUCAAUAAAUCACCAUAAUGAAUAAUUAUUAAUUAAAAGUUCUACUAACAUUGGACAUUUCAUUUUUCAUUAGCUCACAUCUGGACCAAGACGUAACCUUCCAACGUACCACGAAGCUGUCGAUGACUUUAGACGAGAAGACGUCCCCCCGGUCGGCAACGACCACAGAGUAGAUACCAGAAGAGAGAGAGAGCCGGAACGGGGGGAGAGACCGAGUCAGGUUCGAAACUCGAGUCCUGAACAACACUACGAAGAAUUAUGGCAUGCGAAAAGUGGCGCGAAAACUCACGCUCUGACGCCACAAAUGUUGGAGUCAUGUGACUCGGGCCAAGAGCCUGGCGGCCACUUUAACAACAUCGCCGAAACCUUGGACCCAACCUUCCAGAGAGCGACUCGUCGCGCGGACGGAGAAGCGGGUGGCGAAGAGGACGAGAGAGCAAGCGGUGGCAAGAGUGCUCCCAUCGUUCCUCCAUUAAAAAGAAAAACUUCAAGGGAAAAGAACAAAAAAUCCCGGGGGAAAUAAAUGUGACCAAUAAUUACUGGGAGAUGGGAAUGUCCAUUUUCAUAAAUUGAAGGAAUGGAUACGAAUGACGUAUCCAGAACGUUACUUGACCAUGGUGGGGUUUGCACUCAGAUUAUAUAUGUAUUGGAUAAUCAGUGGUAUAGAACUGAAACGAUAACAAGGGGGGGGGGGCUCUUUAGCUAAGUGGGGGGGAGGGUGACAAGGCGUGGAGCGUGCAACAGGAUAAACAUGAAAAUUGGGGGUGGAGAGGAAUAUUUUUCUUUGAAUAUUUGAUAUUCCUUACCAUCAGAUCUAACAAAAUCAUCACUAAAAUUAUUACUGCAUCAUUUCAACAAGAACAAAUCAAUUAUAUUAGUGCUUUUACGUCAUUUUACAAUGUAUAACUAAAGUUUUAAUAUUUUUAUAAAUAUAUAUUACGUAAAACUGCGAACGUGUUUCACAGUUUUUUGUUCACUUAAUAUUUUAGUCAUUCGCAUUUGACAUUCAACUUUUUAUUCAACUUUUCAUUCAUUUAUGUUUUUAUUUGGCAGUCAACUUUUCAUUUUAAAUUGAUACUGAUUCAAAUUUUCAUUCGAG
Molecule: messenger RNA, 5175 nt
Organism: Paramuricea clavata
Lineage: Eukaryota; Metazoa; Cnidaria; Anthozoa; Malacalcyonacea; Plexauridae
Source: the annotation of a GenBank genome assembly